GUUUUAGGAGACAAUGCGUUUUGUGGCGUCAUCAUAAAGCGACACUCAACCUGAUCUCGGAACAGAAAGACAGAAAUAUUGCUUUUUUUUUUUUUAAAACAAACAGGAGGGAUUAAUUAAAUACAACAGAGCUUCUUUUGGUAAGAUUAUAAUCCAAAAUCGUUUUUUAAAUUAAUUAUCUGAAACAGGGCAGCUGACGACUCUCGCUGCUUCAUUCAUGUUAAGAGUAACAUGCGAGUCGCAGUGGACUGUAUCAGAAAAUGCCCAAACUUUCAGAUGCUGAGUUUCCAUCCGGGUGUAAAAGUCUUCCUGAAGGCUUCUGGUCAGCGGUGGAGGUGUGGGUGAAGAAGCCUCAUGUUGUCAAUAAGCGUCUUUGUGGAGCUACGCAGACGGAGAGCAGAGAUGUGGACUCAGGCGACCUGAGGAAGCUGCUGGAUAGUAAUGAAGAAGAGCUGCUACAGGAUGUGUUUCAGUUCCUCUGUGGUGGAGUCUCACCUGCACACACCCACCAGAAGGACAAGCCCUGGUCCUCCACGGUCAGGACCUUCAUUCCCAAAGUCAACUGUUACGGUGCAAAGCAGCAGAAAGAAGUUGUGUUAAAAGACUCUGACAGACAACAUGUCACCUUUCUUCCUUUUGAGGAGGACUCGGCAGCAGGGAGGGCGUCCUUAAAGAGGUGCAACAUUUAUCAGCUCAGGCUCUGCAGUAAAGGCUGUGAGCAAUGGGCGCUGGAGCUGCAUGUGUUGACGUCGGACGGCUGGUUCUCCGAUGGCGUGGCGUAUCCCAAGCUGCCCUGGCUGUCCUCGGAUCUGCUGCCUAAACUGGUGCGCUGGGCCGCCGAGUGCAAGAGCAGCGAGUUCAAGAGCACGCUGUCUCUGCUGCCGGUGGAGAAGUACAGCCUCACGUACCAGCAGCUGAAGGAGAAGUACAAGAGCAUGGUCAAGGUUUGGCCUGAGGUCACAGACCCGGAGAAGUUUGUGUAUGAAGAUGUGGCCAUUGCUACUUAUCUCCUGGUGCUGUGGGCUGAGGAGCGAGCGGUGAAAAGUCUGACUGACCCACAGUCCUUUGUGGACCUUGGCUGUGGAAACGGACUCCUGGUCCACAUACUGACCAACGAAGGGCACCCGGGCAGGGGCAUCGACGUCCGCAGGAGGAGGAUCUGGGACAUGUACGGGCCUCAGACUGAGCUGGAGGAAAAGGCAAUUACUCCCAGCGAGAGCUUCUUAUUCCCGGGUACGGACUGGCUGAUUGGGAACCAUUCGGACGAGCUCACGCCGUGGAUCCCUGUCAUCGCGGCCAGGUCGUCUUACUCCUGCCGUUUCUUUGUCCUCCCCUGCUGCUUCUUUGACUUCUAUGGGAAAUACCAGAGGCGCCAGUGUAGGAAGUCUCAGUACAAAGAGUACAUCGACUUCAUCGCAGAGGUCAGCCAAGUCUGUGGCUUCAGCACCGAGGAAGACUGCCUGAGAAUACCUUCCACCAAACGUGUGUGUCUGGUGGGAAAGUCGAGGACUUACAAGCAGUCAGAUGAGGCCGAAAUCGACCAAAGAAGGGCGAGUUAUAUCCAGAGCCGCCAGGCCUCCACAGGAGCAGCAGUUCAAAGGUCAGACGUCAGGAAAAGCAGGGAUUGUUGCCAUGGCAGCGGUGAGUGCGAUGACACCUCGGGGAGCGCGUGGGGAGACGGCUUCCAGCCCAGAGACGGCGCUGAAGCGGUUCGAAACUGCUCGGCUCUACCGCGGGACGUUGUGGACGGAGUCGUCCAGAAAGUGGCCGAGGCUCUACUGGGAAUGUCGGAGGCAACGUCCAGCGGUGACUGGAACCAAGGAGGUAGCCUCUCUGUGAGGGAGGUGGCUGCGCUGCUGCGGCAGGAAACGCUGCAGCUCCUGAAGAACGAGUGUGGAGGCCUCCAGACGCUGCUCAAGAACAACCACCAAGUCUUCAAAGUGGAAGGAGGAACGGUCCGCAUCAGAGACUGGAGGGACGGGACGGAAAGCCAGAGGAGGCCCGCCGUACCCGGUGCCCUAAAAACUCGUCUCUGCUGGUUUCAUGCACACCACCCUCAAGGCUGCCCCCUGCAGGAGCAAAACUGCACCUUCGCCCAUGGACUGGAUGACCUUCGACCUUCAACAAGGCCUCUAAAGAAGCUUAAGAUCUUUUGACAGGACUAGUGUCAACAUUAGUGGAAUUGGAAAUGCUGAACAAUUUUCAAGUUAAAGUCUGUUUAGUUAAUUACAUAAAAUAAAUUACAAAAUGGUUCUAUUGGGACUUAAAGUUAGCUUUCGUUGGUUUAAUAAAAUCAUUUCCAUUA
Messenger RNA from Gambusia affinis (western mosquitofish), 2305 nucleotides. RefSeq names its product tRNA methyltransferase 44 homolog (gene trmt44). NCBI's taxonomy places the organism in Eukaryota, Metazoa, Chordata, Actinopteri, Cyprinodontiformes, Poeciliidae. The coding region runs from base 261 to 2156 and encodes 631 amino acids. The transcript is spliced from 11 exons. The record is from RefSeq and is a predicted model, not a curated record. Gene Ontology annotation, biological process: tRNA methylation. Gene Ontology annotation, molecular function: tRNA (uridine) methyltransferase activity; metal ion binding.